Molecule: messenger RNA, 1500 nt
Organism: Pieris macdunnoughi
Lineage: Eukaryota; Metazoa; Arthropoda; Insecta; Lepidoptera; Pieridae
Source: the annotation of a GenBank genome assembly
AUGCUGAGUCCUAACAAUUAUUCCGUGAAUUUAUUAGAAGUGAUGGAGAAAACUGGAUACCCAAUAGUCCAGAAAAAUGGCCAGAGAAUAUUCGGCCCUCCGCCAGAUUGGGUUGGACCUCCACCGCCGCGAGGCUGCGAAGUAUUUGUUGGUAAAUUACCACGCGAUGUAUUUGAAGACGAGCUAGUGCCCAUCUUUUCCAAGGUCGGGAAAAUCUAUGAGUUACGUCUUAUGAUGGAUUUUUCUGGAUCCAAUAGAGGAUACGCCUUCGUUACCUACGCUACCAGAGCAGAAGCAGUUGCUGCUAUCAAAAAGUUGGCCAACUUUGAGAUCAGGCCACGGAGGCAUAUUGGAGUUGUGGAGUCCGUGGAUAACUGCCGUCUUUACAUAGGAAAUAUUCCGAAGGAUGCUACGAAAGAGGAGGUUUUCAAGGAAUUAAGUAAUCGUGUACCCGGAAUGGUCCGGGUCAUAAUGUAUAAGAACUGUUUUAAUCGAAACCAAAACAGAGGAUAUGCUUUUGUGGAGUUUGUUUCCCAUCGCGCAGCAGCUAUGGCCCGACGAGUGCUGGUCCCGGGAUGUGUCCGAAUGUGGAACAGAGAUAUCAUGGUGGACUGGGCAGAGCCUGAACCAGAGGUUGAAGACGAAGAAAUGAGCCGGGUUAAAGUGUUAUAUGCCCGUAAUUUAAAAAUUCGAACUGCACCCGACACAAUAAAGGCGGCUAUCGAAGCUGCAAUCGAUAAGAAAAUAGAAAAAGUCAAGAAAAUUUGUGAUUAUGCGUUCAUUCAUUUCUACGAGCGCAAUGACGCCGUAGAAGCUUUUAAGAAAUUACGAAAUGUGAUUAUUGACGGAAGCCACGUUGAAAUAAAGUGGGCUAAGCCGGUGGAUAGUGAUCUCUAUCGCAUACAGAAGCUUAGGCGCGGCAAUGCGAAGUUUAAUACCAAUCUUAACUUAUCUCAAACCCUAUUGCUUUAUAAACAGCACCUCGAGAAGAACGAAUACGCAAGUUGCCCAAAAGAUGAAGGAAUCGGUUCCAGCUAUGCCCCAGAUUGUUGUUCCCCAGUUCAAUGUACGCCGUGUAUGCAAGAAGACUUCAUGACUGCACCAGCUAACCUUGAAUCUACUUGCAGCAGAUAUAUGUGGGCUCGCCCUACCUACAAGUUCCAUUCAUAUUUUGAUGCCAAUGGAAAAGAAAAUUAUGUGUGUGCAUUAGAACUGCCCCAUGUCGGAGGUCCAUUGUUCCAUCCUCCCAGAUCCUUGGGUCCGCUUUACUCGGUUCCAUGUUUAACAUUGCAACAAGCUCGGGUCUAUGCUGCUGCUAUAGCCUUACAAUCAUUAAAGCAACUUGGUGUAGAUCUCCUUCAAGUGACUGAUAAUCGAGUCUACCGUCCAAUACUGCAGUCGCUGCCUCAAACCUACAUCGGGCCUUGGGACUGCUCUCAGCCUGCGUAUUAUCCCACACUACCACCACCUACACCAGUAACAGUUCCCGCUACAUGGUAG